Messenger RNA from Etheostoma spectabile (orangethroat darter), 2070 nucleotides. Its product is annotated as serine protease HTRA2, mitochondrial. The transcript has 8 exons. Gene Ontology annotation, cellular component: mitochondrion. The record is from RefSeq and is a predicted model, not a curated record. NCBI's taxonomy places the organism in Eukaryota, Metazoa, Chordata, Actinopteri, Perciformes, Percidae. The coding region runs from base 201 to 1538 and encodes 445 amino acids. Gene Ontology annotation, molecular function: protein binding; serine-type endopeptidase activity. Gene Ontology annotation, biological process: positive regulation of apoptotic process; proteolysis; programmed cell death.
GUCAAAACUUCCGGGGGUUGUUGAUUUCUCAGCUGUCGCUGGCUUUCUUUAACUGUCUAUGGUCGCUGGCUGGUCAUCAGGAAGUAUUUGUCCUGAAUUGUUUUAAUCUAAUAUUCAACAGCGUUUUUUUGUUACUGUAAACAUAUUUUGAUAUAAAGUGUUGUUUAGUUGUCUCAAACCGGUGUCUGAAGUGAUGCAACAUGGCAGCAACCCCUCUUAAAAGGUGUUUUCUCUCAGCACUAAGGAGACAUAAUCGGUGUCAGAACCGUGGAUUUAACUCUUUGGCAGAGAGGAAAGUCAGCCGGGUGUCCUCUGUUGUGAUAUGUAACCACAUGGGAGCCGAGGGGAACGCAAGCCUGGACAGGGGACCCCCGGGGGAGUGGGACAGAAAAAGGGGUCGGGACAACAGCAGCUGUCCUCUGUUAAAGUCACUCUCGGUGGGCUUGGGAGUCUGUGGUGCGGCACUUGUGCACAGUCAAAAAGAGGAAAAAGUGAAGAAUGGAAGCGUCUCAAUUUCCGGGCGGUUUUUUUUUAACUUGAUUCUCCCAUCAGCUGAGUGUGCUUCUCCCUUUAAACCUGAUAGUCCCCGGUAUAAAUACAACUUUAUUGCAGAUGUGGUCGAAAAGUCCACUCCAGCUGUCGUGUACAUUGAAAUCGUAGGCAGACACCCAUUUUCAGGAAGAGAAGUCCCAGUGUCAAAUGGCUCCGGUUUCAUUAUAAGCAGUGAUGGUCUCAUCGUCACCAAUGCUCAUGUUGUGGCUAACAAGAGAGGCGUCCGCGUGAAGCUCACCAACGGGGAGAUGUACAAUGCCACUGUGCAAGAUGUCGAUCCAGCGGCAGACAUUGCCACCAUCAAAAUUACUGCGAGGAAUCCUUUACCCACGCUCACCCUUGGUCGGUCGUCUGAUGUUCGACAAGGAGAGUUUGUGGUUGCCAUGGGAAGCCCGUUUGCAUUACGGAAUACAAUCACAUCAGGAAUCGUCAGCUCAGUACAAAGAGGCAGUAAGGAGCUGGGCCUGUCCAACUCCAACAUGGAUUACAUCCAGACGGAUGCAGCCAUUGAUUUUGGAAAUUCUGGAGGUCCCCUGAUUAACUUGGAUGGUGAAGUCAUUGGUAUAAACACCAUGAAGGUCACCGCAGGAAUCUCCUUUGCUAUUCCAUCUGAUCGCCUGAGACUUUUCCUUGAUCAAGCAGCAAAAAAAAAGAAUACUUGGUUUGGUGAAUCAAAGACAAAGCAGCGGUACAUUGGUGUAAUGAUGCUGACACUGACGCCGAGCAUCAUUGCAGAGUUGAAGUUAAGAGACUCAUCCUUCCCAGAUGUGACACAUGGCAUCUUAAUUCACAGAGUGAUCAUGGGCUCCCCGGCCAACAGAGCUGGGAUGAUACCGGGAGACAUUGUGUUGGAGAUUAACGGAGUGAAGGUGAAAACCUCAGAGGAGAUCUACCAGGCUGUCCGCAGCAGUGACCAAAUCACCAUGGUGGUGCAGAGAGGAGACGAGUUGCUUCGACUGCAAAUGACUCCAGAGUGUACAGAGUGACACUAUUGCUAUACAAUUUAAUUUCUUGACUUCAAGUUAACCUGAGGAACAGACGGUCACAUGAUUAGUUUGUGUCUUAAUGUACAAGUUUGACUUCCAGUAUUUGAUGACUUGUUAAAUGUUUUGUUGAUACCGGAAAGAACAUUACAGCGACAAGAUUGCAGUGUUAGAAUAAAUGAAAGAUUAAACAAAAUGUGUUUUCUACCUCUACAAAAUGCUUCUUACUGGGCAAACUAUCAAAACUAGUUAUGUGUCAUGUCAUGAAUUGUUUCUACAGCCCACAAUACAGUGUUUGUAAACUGUUACAAUGUACUUUAUUAAAGCCAUUUAAUGUUAAGAUGGCAAUAAGAAGCAUGGGAGACCAACAAUAUGGCAUGGAUCAAUGGUAUUAGACUGACAACCAUUAAACUGAGCAAACAUGUUUGACAACUCGCGCUGCUACCAUGACAAUCACAAGUAAAAUAUAAAUAAGCCACUUAUUUUAAACUGUUGAGUAUGCCACACAGUAAAAACCAAAAACAUGAAUUCACUA